Molecule: messenger RNA, 1826 nt
Organism: Haliotis rufescens (red abalone)
Lineage: Eukaryota; Metazoa; Mollusca; Gastropoda; Lepetellida; Haliotidae
Product: ceroid-lipofuscinosis neuronal protein 5-like
Exons: 5
Coding region: 1-912 (303 amino acids)
Biological process (GO): lysosome organization
Cellular component (GO): lysosomal membrane; lysosome
Molecular function (GO): hydrolase activity, acting on glycosyl bonds
Source: RefSeq, a predicted model, not a curated record
AUGUGUCUGACAAUACUGAUACUCUUUUCCUAUGGACUCUUCGGGACAACAGCCAAGGCUGGGAGUCUUGACUACACUAUACCGCACAGACGCUUUGACAGUAGACCACCAGUGGAUCCUCGGUGUAAACUCCCAUUCGACCAACAUUUCUGCUUCGACGGAGAGCCGAUGGCAACGUUUAAUGACGACGACGUCAUCGUGAUUUACAGCAUGACGGGCAAUGGAGGCCCGGUGCCAGGCAUCGACCUUGUGAUACCUCAACACGCUGGUAUCGGUCUGCACAACCUCAACACCGGCUUCAAAUACACCUUGGACUGGUGCCCAAUGUUCGGCCCCUUCAACUGCUCCAAACCCAAUGUGUUGGAGGAUGACUCUCUCCUCUGGUGUAACCAAGCCGGAUCGUGCUUCAAGAACAAGUUUUCCAAGACCUUCCUAAGGCCAACAGCAGAGCGCCAUCAGGUGGCGAACACAACCGGCAAAGUCAUCAAUGCCUUCGCUCACUGGGUCACGUGGGACAACAAUACCGGCAUCUAUGGCGACUCGUCACACCUGAUGCGUUCCAGAGAUGGUCCAUAUUGGACAGAGACCUGGGAUUGUGGCACCUUUGUGCAGCGGGCAUUUCAAGCCCUUUAUGAUCUAGGCGUGAGGUUCUAUCCCGACUUUCAACCCUCCUACUGGCUGGGCAUCGCCUACACAGAGAGGCCUGAAUAUCUGGGCAACCACACGGAGAUAUUCGGUGUUGACGGAGACGCAGCCUUGGCCCAGACUCUGAUGUCAUACUUCAAGGCGGACGAGAAAAACCUUGACUAUGUGUACCUACAUUACAAUGAAGCAUUUUGGUAUGCUAAGUUAACAUCCCAAGCUCCAGAAGAGCCUACCAAAAUGGUAGUUCCGCUACCGGGGUAUGAGUAGAACAUUUGGCAGAGGGUGAGGCUGAAGUUAUAGCAUUAACGUAACGUCUAAUUUAGAGAGAGCAAAAGUUCCCUUUUAGAGUGAUGAGCUUUUAAUAAAUAUAUUAUUGUCUUUGGGGAAACUGAAAAUUAUUCCUUUACUCCUAAUAUAGUAGUAACAUGACUGCCAAAAGAAAGUUGUAGUUUUUAUUGUUGCAAAAUGUGUUGAUACGUUUAUUCCUAGUUGUAGGCUUAUAUGAAAUAUUAAAAUGAAAUGAUGUAUACAUUGCUAUAUGAAAACGGUGAUAAUCGGAACAGGGACAUGGAACACAAUGUCAUGUUUUCGGUGACAAAAUAUACUACGCCAUCCCACCACUCCUUUCGCCCUGACAAUACAGGUCAAAUGGUCUCCCCUCCCUAUAAUAAUUCUUCCCCAGGCAAGGGAGUUAACUGACAAUAGAAGUUCAGUUUCGACCUUUGCCGAACUAGGCUGGAAUUAUUUUGUUGGACUUAGUUGAACGCAUUACGAAAUCAUAAACAACAUGGCGACAGCUGUGCAGGUUUCGGUCGAUUGUAUGAUUUGCAGAGCAUGGGUACGUCCACAUGGCGUCGACAGUUAUUUUCCAAAUCUCUUCAUGUUUUAAUCAAGGUCAUCAAGUGAUCAGAUUGUUUUGACUAUGCGCCGCCAUUUUGUUUGAAGUAAACGCAAGUGAUAUGAGAGGGGGAAUCUGAUUGGUCAGUAGGAGGGACAUAAUUUCUAUCAGCCACUGGUGGCGCUACGAUCGAGCCACGAAAUCCCAGCAGUUCGGCAAGUGAGGAAACUGGACUUUUACUGUCAGUUCCCUUGCCUAGGGAAGAUGAGUAUUUCCAAGUUUCAACCGUUUUGGUUCUUCUGUUCAAAAUACCACCAAAUACCAAUAAAAUACUUAUUUGUGA